GUCUAUACUGAUAUGUUCCAGUUUCACACAGUUUCCUUGACAAACCAAAGGAAGUACUUCUCCGUGAUUGUAUGUAUAGGUAUCAUUAUGAUCAUCUUACAGUGCUUCACCAUUGAGAGGGUUAAAAUCAACAAAAAACAAUACAAACAAAAUGAACCAGCUGUGCAUUCAGUUUUGUAUUUCAACCCUCCUUCGCAUAUUUCACCAGAGACCUGGACUUUUUCUUCUUGUCGAAUACCUCACUGCAGAGCUACAACCGACAGAAGUCAGAUGCAGUCCAGCAAAGCUGUGAUAUUCUAUCAAUUCCUUAUGCCAGAGUCUCCACCGCCAAAGACACCAGGCCAAAAAUGGAUUUUUGCCUCGAGUGAGAGUCCAGUAAAUACACACAAUACGAGUGCUCUUCAAGGAUGGUACAAGAAAUUUGAUUGGGUGAUGACGUACAGAUUAGAUGGCGAUUUUUAUCACGGAUAUGGCGAACUCAAGCGCCGUACAGUUCCUUCUGGCAGGAAUUACUCUGCUAUUUAUUUGCUGAAAAAGUUUGAUGUUUCUUGGAUAGUAAGUCAUUGUAAAACCCAAAGCAGACGAGAGGAGUAUGUGAGAGAACUGGCGAAACAUAUUCAAGUGGAUACAUUUGGUAAAUGUGGGGAUUUAUUCUGUGGUCCAAAAACUGGAAAUGAAAAUGACACCUGUCACCACCUGGUCUCCCACAACUAUAAAUUUUAUUUGUCAUUUGAAAAUUCUCUCUGUAGAGAUUAUACCUCCGAAAAAUUUUAUUUCAUUUAUUUAUACGACACACCAAUAAUUCCGGUAGUUCGUGGGGCUGCUAAUGGAAAAUCGUAUCUGCCACAAGGAACAUUCAUCGACACUAAUGACUUUGAAUCUCCAAAACACCUAGCAAAGUAUCUAAAACACAUAGGAAGUAAUGUUUCAGAGUAUGUCAGGUUACUUAAAAGAAGGGAUGAAUUUGUAUCUAAAAGUUUGAAUGAUAUUUGCCAGUCUGCACUGUGUAACCUAUGUGAAAGACUCCAUUUUGACAAUCUCACCUCGAGGCCAUACGACAUAAAACAAUGGUUCUUCACAGAUCAGUGCAAAAGUCCCACUGAUUUAAAUUUUAAUUGA
Messenger RNA from Saccostrea cuccullata (small rock oyster), 1119 nucleotides. Its product is annotated as alpha-(1,3)-fucosyltransferase 7-like. The transcript has a single exon. The coding region runs from base 13 to 1119 and encodes 368 amino acids. The record is from RefSeq and is a predicted model, not a curated record. Gene Ontology annotation, molecular function: fucosyltransferase activity. NCBI's taxonomy places the organism in Eukaryota, Metazoa, Mollusca, Bivalvia, Ostreida, Ostreidae. Gene Ontology annotation, cellular component: membrane.